UUGGGACGCUCGUGACACCUCGGGGGGGAGAAUCACGCAGUCCGAUCAGACGUCUCCAUUCAUCGGCGAGUGUCUGCCACAGUGAAACAGUUUUUCAACUAAAAUUCGUAUUUGUUGAUCAAUAAAUAAAUCCAAGGAUGAAUCCGACAUUGGGGAGCCGUCAGACGUUCAGGGAGCACGUCCUGGCUGUAUCCCGGGAUUUUAUCUCCCAGCCAAGGCUCACUUAUAAGACGGUAUCAGGUGUGAACGGACCCCUGGUAAUUCUGGAUGAAGUAAAAUUCCCAAAAUACGCUGAGAUUGUUCAGCUGAAGCUGGCUGAUGGCUCCAUUCGUUCAGGUCAGGUACUGGAAGUAUCUGGCUCCAAAGCUGUUGUCCAGGUGUUCGAGGGCACCUCUGGAAUCGACGCCAAGAACACCCUCUGUGAAUUUACCGGUGAUAUUCUCAGAACUCCAGUGUCUGAGGACAUGCUCGGUCGUGUGUUCAAUGGUUCUGGAAAACCCAUCGACAAGGGACCGCCCAUUCUCGCUGAGGACUUCUUGGACAUUGACGGACAAGCCAUCAAUCCCUGGUCUCGUAUUUACCCAGAGGAGAUGAUCCAGACUGGUAUCUCUGCCAUAGAUGUCAUGAACUCCAUUGCCAGAGGACAGAAAAUUCCAAUUUUCUCAGCUGCUGGGCUUCCGCACAAUGAAAUUGCAGCCCAAAUUUGUCGUCAAGCCGGUCUGGUGAAGGUCCCGGGUAAAUCAGUCCUGGACUCCCACGAGGACAAUUUCGCCAUUGUCUUUGCAGCUAUGGGUGUGAACAUGGAGACAGCUCGUUUCUUCAAGCAGGAUUUCGAGGAGAAUGGCUCGAUGGAGAACGUCUGCCUCUUCCUUAAUCUCGCCAAUGAUCCAACAAUUGAACGUAUCAUUACCCCUCGCCUAGCCCUGACAGCAGCUGAAUUUUUGGCAUACCAGUGCGAGAAACACGUUCUGGUUAUUCUAACGGACAUGUCCUCGUAUGCCGAGGCUCUCCGAGAGGUAUCAGCUGCCCGUGAAGAGGUUCCUGGACGUCGUGGUUUCCCAGGUUACAUGUACACCAAUUUGGCGACUAUCUACGAGCGUGCGGGACGUGUUGAGGGUCGCAAUGGCUCCAUCACUCAAAUUCCGAUUCUCACUAUGCCCAAUGAUGAUAUUACUCACCCCAUUCCUGAUCUCACUGGGUACAUCACCGAGGGACAGAUCUACGUCGAUCGUCAACUGCAUAACAGGCAAAUUUAUCCACCAGUUAAUGUACUGCCUUCACUCUCACGUCUUAUGAAAUCCGCUAUUGGGGAAGGGAUGACCAGGAAAGACCACUCGGACGUAUCUAACCAGUUGUACGCUUGCUACGCCAUCGGCAAGGACGUCCAGGCGAUGAAGGCAGUGGUGGGUGAGGAGGCCCUCACUCCCGACGAUCUCCUCUACCUCGAGUUCCUCUCGAAAUUCGAGAAGAACUUCAUCUCCCAAGGAAGUUACGAGAACCGCGGUGUUUUCGAGUCCCUCGAUAUUGGCUGGCAGUUACUCCGUAUCUUCCCCAAAGAGAUGCUCAAACGUAUUCCUGCCAGCACCCUCGCUGAAUUCUACCCCAGGGAUUCCCGUCACUAAGCGAGCAAAAAUUAUUCAAUUAUUUUAUCGAAAAUUGCUUUUUUUUUUCUCCAAGUGUUACGUUUGAUCAUUACGAUGGCUGCACGACUUGAAUUUAUAUCUCAGCAGCAAAAAUUUGCACACGUCCCAUCGAUUCCAUCGAGUAGUUCCAAUUAAACUGAAUUUGACGAAUGACUCAUUGAUUAAAGUCGUGCUGAUUGCCAUCGAGCGUUGGGUCGUGCAAAGUUUAAUGAUAAAAGUGCAUAAGAAGUUUGUCAUUUCAUGAGCUAGACAAUAUUCAGAGUAACCAUAAAAAUUUGACCGAAAAAAAAUACAAAACACUGCGAACAACUUGAAAUUUCUCCUCCAGUCGUCGGUUCGUCAGGAAUUUUAUUAAAAUCAUGUAAAUUGUAAUAUAUUGUUCAGUAUUAUCAUGAGGAAAGAAUGAUUAGAGUUCAACUCUCGCAGCUGUGUGCGAACAUUCCAAAA
Molecule: messenger RNA, 2090 nt
Organism: Fopius arisanus
Lineage: Eukaryota; Metazoa; Arthropoda; Insecta; Hymenoptera; Braconidae
Gene: Vha55
Product: V-type proton ATPase subunit Vha55
Exons: 4
Coding region: 138-1622 (494 amino acids)
Biological process (GO): vacuolar acidification; ATP metabolic process; proton transmembrane transport
Cellular component (GO): proton-transporting V-type ATPase, V1 domain
Molecular function (GO): proton-transporting ATPase activity, rotational mechanism; ATP binding
Source: RefSeq, a predicted model, not a curated record